GUAAAUUACAUACAUCUCUACUACACCUGUAAUUCCAUUACAUAUAUAAAUAAGGUUCAUCUCUCAAGGAAAGAGCUCCCACCCAAGCCAAGAACAAUUCCGACCAUGGCAGAAGAAUUUUAUGCAGGGAUUUGUGGAGAAACAUGGUGGAAUCCGACGAAAACCAUGUUUACAGGGUGUAAUUCUCCGCUGUAUACGACGGGGAUUGCUGACAUCGGAAGCUUCGGAUGGGGCACCAUUGAUUCCACCUUACAAAUGAUGGGUUUCGGCUUUUCAUCGUCCACAACAUCGGACUGGAACAAGUAUUUGCUGUUGAGUUCCGGUGAAGAUUCUUCCAUUAACAGUUGCCAAGGAUUAUCAGCCUCAUAUGACUGUCCAUCAACACUGAUACAAACUCUGUUCGAAGCUGAUCCUCAAGUACCCCAACAACAAUCACUUUUCAACAACCAGUCCAUCAACUACAUGUCUUCCACCGCUGCUUACGGCGCUCCUUCCAUAAGGUCGCCGCCAUUGACAAAGCAGCCUGCAGGUAACUUGCAGUUUUCCAACAACACAUCCUUUUGGAACCCCUCGCCGCCUUUCGAAGAGAAACCUAAUUGCCUCAGCCUGACGACAGAGACUAACAUCGACGGAAUUCGGAAUCGGAAAAAUUCGGGGUCAGUGAUGAAGAAAGGAAGUUGUACCGAAACUCCAUUGAAAAGACCAAGACUUGAAACCCCAUCGCCAUUACCAACUUUUAAGGUUAGGAAAGAGAAGCUAGGGGACCGAAUCACUGCCCUCCAGCAAUUGGUUUCACCUUUCGGAAAGACGGAUACUGCAUCAGUUCUACAUGAAGCCAUUGAAUACAUCAAAAUACUCCAUGAUCAAGUCAAUGUAUUAACUACUCCAUAUAUGAAACAAGCAGCAGCUCCCAUGCAACAACAGAGUAGUGAUAAGUUGAAAGACUUAAGAAGCCGGGGGCUUUGUUUAGUGCCUGUCUCGAGCACAUUCCCAGUCGCCACUGAGACCCCGGUUGAUUUUUGGACUCCGACGUUCGGUGCAACUUUCGGGUAAAUUAUCUCCGGACAUAAAAAAAAGAGAAAGGGCAGAAACAAAAGCAGAUGAUCAGCUGGUACAAAGCAGGAAUGAUAGAAUGUAUGGCUAGCAAAUGAUUAGGAACCCAACUCUUCAAAAAAAAAAAAAAGGAAGAUAACCAUAGGUUUUUUUCUUUCAAUAAUCCAAGUUUUUUUACAUGUUAAUUAUAGUUUGGAGGUGAUUAGCAACAGGAACAAGUGCUAAAUUCAGCGAAAAACAACAUGAACUUUAAGUUUUUAGUAGUAUAUUGAAUUAUACAUGUUGUUGUUUGUUGACGUUAGUAGCUGAAGUUAGCAGAAGUGGGGGUUAGAAGAGCCUCUUUUGUUCCUGUUGAAUACAUGUAUCUGUAGGUCACCCAUUUUGUCAUCAUCAACAAUGAAUAAAGCGCUUAUUAUUAUAUUUGAAUUU
Molecule: messenger RNA, 1482 nt
Organism: Hibiscus syriacus
Lineage: Eukaryota; Viridiplantae; Streptophyta; Magnoliopsida; Malvales; Malvaceae
Product: transcription factor bHLH112-like
Exons: 9
Coding region: 106-1053 (315 amino acids)
Biological process (GO): regulation of transcription by RNA polymerase II
Cellular component (GO): nucleus
Molecular function (GO): protein dimerization activity; DNA-binding transcription factor activity, RNA polymerase II-specific; RNA polymerase II cis-regulatory region sequence-specific DNA binding
Source: RefSeq, a predicted model, not a curated record